Molecule: messenger RNA, 442 nt
Organism: Caenorhabditis elegans
Lineage: Eukaryota; Metazoa; Nematoda; Chromadorea; Rhabditida; Rhabditidae
Gene: T03F6.10
Product: Venom protein
Exons: 2
Coding region: 62-301 (79 amino acids)
Source: RefSeq, marked reviewed
GGGUAUAUAGAUCAAUUGUUUGCCCUUCUCGAUUUUUAAAUUUUUAAAUUCAAAAUUCAACAUGAAAACCUGUUUUAUUUUUAUGCUUCUUCUCAUUGCUCUCAUUCAAAUCUCACAUGGAGCCCCUGAUGUAUGUGUGAAGCUCAAAUGUCGCGCAGAUGAAGUGUGUGAUCGAGAAGCUGUUGAAUGUAUCAACAAAAAUGACAUGACAGAAGGAAGGCCUUGUGAGAAACAUGAAGAUUGUCGAGAUGACCACAUAUGCUACGUUGGGAAGUGUAUUUUCUUCAUAGGAAGACAUUAAAUUAUUGAUUUAGGAUUUUUUGUUUCUCGUAAAAGUAAUUUUAAUUAAUUGAUCAGAAAAAAAAACUGAAAAUAUUUUGCAAAUUAUAUUCUGUUUGUGAUCUAAUAAAGUUAUUGCGUGUAUCUUUGAAUAAAAACAAAA